Messenger RNA from Cryptococcus amylolentus CBS 6039, 924 nucleotides. RefSeq lists its product as hypothetical. The transcript has 2 exons. Bases 48 to 638 code for a protein of 196 amino acids. The record is from RefSeq and is a predicted model, not a curated record. Lineage: Eukaryota; Fungi; Basidiomycota; Tremellomycetes; Tremellales; Cryptococcaceae.
CAUCUAUCUUACUUGCAUUUCCGACUUGUUCUUUACCAUCUACAACGAUGCCCUUCACCCCCCGCCUACAAAGAGACCGCUCCCUCUCCCACUCCUCCUCUCUCUCCAUUGCACGCUCCCCCAACGUCCUCUCGGCUGCCAACUUUGGCGGCCCGCCCAUCUCCCCGCACGAACUCGACGGCCCCUCGUUUUUUGAACAUCGACAUGCGCCUCGUGGGAGUGCUUUAGGGAGGACCGUAUCUGCCUCGGGAGGGGACAGGCUUUCAGCAAUACAGAGUGUCGAAGAUUUGACGUCGGCGAAACCUUCUACUGCCGAAGCCUUGAUCGACCCCGGAGCCAAGACCCCUUCUCGGCUCGAGGCGUAUACGCCAGACACCUACGACACAUCCGAGGAGAGGCUCUCCGCUCCCCUGCUCAAGCCGCAGGUCCACUUUGAUGCACCUGUAUCUGAAGCGGGAGAAGACGAGACAAUGGAUCUGAAUGGUGUCGAGAGACUAGAUGGACCGGCGUACGAGUAUACCGGGCCCUUUCAGCCCCCAGACUCGAGAGAGUUGACGCUAUAUAUGCUCAGCUUUGGAGGGGUUGUCAUUCUUGCGGUCGCUGCGGGCUUGACCACUAUCUUUGAUUGGAUAUUGUGAGGAGUUUAUGGACCAUAUUUCGGUGGACAAUGUCCUAUGCCACGAGAAAGCUAUGGUCCUCAACACAAUCGAGGGCUCAAGCUCUGGCAUUGAGGCCAAUUCUGACGCCUCAGACGUCGAUCCUGGCCAUAGCGCCCAAUCUAGUCCCUGCAGAACGGAGCUUGUCCAGUGUGGGCAAGUAGAUCCCAAUUCCAGGCGAAGUGCGAUUGCAAAGCUACCUGCCAAGGUGCCAACAGAAGACUCUACAAGUCUGCUCAAUCAGACUCAAAGGCGCAGACCUGGCAAU